AUGUUCAACCCCCCCCCAUUGAAAAUUCCUGAGUACGCCCCUGUACUAGAGCGACGUCUCGGCAAAAAUCCCGAGCGAUAUAGUCAAUAUAAAUUAUUUAUGGAAGAAUAUGAACACUUGGGACAUAUGGAAAAAGUUGAUGAGGAUAAGGAUUUAUCAGUGAAAACAUGUUAUAUGCCACACUCUUAUGUUCUUAAUGAACAUAGCCGAACAACAAAGUUGCGAGUAGUGUUUGACGGUUCGUGCAAGUCAGAUUCGGGGCUAUCGUUAAACGAUGUAUUGUUAAAGGGCCCUAUGUUACAAAACGACCUCACGUUAAUCGUAGCUAGAUUUCGUACCCAUAAAUAUGCAUUUUCAACUGACAUAAAAAAAAUGUAUAGGCAGGUAUGGGUCGAUAACGCGGAUCGAGACUAUCAGCGUAUAUUGUGGCGUGGUGACCCUAAUGAGCCAAUUAACAAAUAUAGAUUAUGUACAGUAACGUACGGAACAGUACCUGUAAGUUUCUUAUCAGUGGCAUGUCUUCAUAAAUCAACGGACAUAAAUACAAUGUGUCCCAAGGUAGCACAGGUAAUAAAAAAUGAUUUUUGUGUCGACGACUGUUUGACAGGAGCGUCAACGUUAUCGGAGGCGUUAAAUUUACGUAAUGAAUUGAUUAAAUGCCUAAGUAAAAAUGGAUUUGAAUUAAGCAAGUGGACAGCAAAUCAUGUAGAUUUAUUAAAAUAUAUACCAGUUCCAAAUGAAAAUUCACUAUAUUCAUUAAAUAUGGAAACUGAAGCAAUAAAGACAUUAGGUUUGUAUUGGGAAGCAAACUCUGAUUGUUUCAUUUAUAAAGUAUCAUUAUCAGUGGCUGAACAUAAAAUAACUAAGCGAGGUAUUUUAUCGAAUAUUGCGCGUUUGUUCGACCCGCUCGGAUUCCUCGGGCCUGUUAUCGUAAUCGCUAAAAUCCUCAUGCAGCAUUUAUGGAAACUAAAAAUAAAUUGGGAUGAUGAAUUAUCAAUAGAAAUGCAAAUGCAAUGGAAAAAAUAUUUAAAUAAUUUAGAUCAGUGUAAUAAUCUUAGUAUCCCACGAUGGUUGCAAUGUGAUGACGCAGAAAAAAUAUACGUACACGGAUUUUCCGAUGCAUCGCUUAAAGCGUAUGGGGCUUGUAUAUAUGUAGUGUGCACUAGCUCAGACGGUAGUCGCCAUUCUCAGUUAGUAUGCGCCAAAUCAAGAAUUGCACCAAUAAAUAUAUUAACAAUACCGCGGUUAGAACUUUGUGCCGCAGUACUAUUAUCAAAAUUAAUAAAAAAAAUUGUUCCAGCGUUACGAAUUAACGUUACAAAUACGUAUUGUUGGAGUGAUUCCAAAGUAGUAUUAGCAUGGAUCGCGGCGGAUGCAAUUCGUUGGAAACCGUUCGUAGCCAACCGUGUAAGUAAGGUUCAAAGGUUCUCGUCACAGUGGUCAUGGUCGUAUGUUAAUACAAAGGAGAACCCGGCCGACAUGUUAUCCAGGGGGUGUGAUGUACAAGAUCUACAAAAUUGUACGUUGUGGUGGAACGGACCAGCGUGGUUGAUGGGCGAGCAGGCGAGUUGGGAAACACUUAAUCAAAUACACGAAGACGAGGAUACAAUAUGCGAAGCGCGUAAGCAGUCGAACUCAGUGGUAAUGGUUACUGAAGUAACAAAAAAUAAUUAUUUUGUUCAACUGUCUGAAAAAUAUUCAAAAUUAAGUCGUUUUCAGCGUGUGUUUGCAUACACAUUAAGGUUUGUGCAUAAUAUUUCAAGUAAAUUAAAAUCAAAAGAAAAAUGCUUAGGUCCACUCGGUAAUGACGAAAUUCAAAAAUCAGUAAAAAUAUUUAUUAAACUCUUACAAAAUCAGUUUUUUGGUGAGCCAUUAAGUAAUAACAAAUUGCAGCCAUUAAGCCCAUUCUUCGAUAAAGAAAAUAUAUUACGUGUUGGUGGUCGCCUUGGUAAUGCGACGGACCUAGCUCAUGACCAGCGGUAUCCUAUUCUGAUUCCAUACGCGUGCCAUUUUGAUACCCUAAUUUUUAGAAACGAACAUGAAAUGUCCUUACAUGCCGGGCCCCAAGCAAUGUUAGCGAACGUGCGCUUAAAAUAUUGGCCGAUAAAUGGGCGUCGAACAGCUCGAAAAGUCGCCCACCAAUGUGUAAUUUGUUUUAAAAAUAAACCUAAUAUCGUAGAGCCAAUUAUGGGUAUUUUACCCACACCAAGAGUAAACCGGCCACUACGUAGUUUUGAAAAUACGGGGGUUGAUUAUGCUGGGCCAAUACUGAUGAAAUCACAUGCGCGUAGAAAUGCACCGUUGCAGAAAGCAUAUAUAUGCAUUUUUAUAUGUAUGGCAAGUAAAGCUGUGCAUAUAGAACUAGUAUGUGAUCUCACCACUGAUGCUUUUAUAGCCGCCUUGCACCGAUUUAUCUCAAGACGAGGAAAGUGCGGUACCAUUUUUUCAGAUAAUGGUACAAAUUUUGUAGGUGCUAAUAAGAAAUUAAGCGAUUUGUCUGCACUUCUUCUCUCAGAACAACACAAAAACCGCGUCCAAGACACAUUAGCGUUACAAGAAAUUAAUUGGAAGUUUAUACCACCACGUUCCCCACAUUUUGGUGGUUUAUGGGAGGCAGCCGUCAAGGCCGUGAAAAAACACUUAAAUCGUACCAUUGCAAAUUCACGAUUAACGUACGAUGAACUAUAUACUGUAUUAACCCAAAUAGAAUGUUGCUUAAACUCGCGUCCUUUAAUUCCUUUAUCUGAGGACCCUAUGGAUUUGGAUGUCCUUACUCCUGCCCAUUUUCUAAUAGGUAGCUCACUGCGCGCACUGCCUGAACAGGAUGUAGGAGGUAUGCCAAUAAAUAGAUUAUCUCGGUGGCAAAGAGUUCAGCAGCUUGUGCAACACGUGUGGUCGCGAUGGAGCAAGGAGUAUUUGGGGCAACUGCAAGGACGAAACAAAUGGUCCAAAUCUAGAGGGCCAUCCAUUCAACUGGGCACACUGGUAUUAAUAAAAGAAAAUAAUUUGCCGCCGAUAAAGUGGUUAUUGGGCAGAGUUACAGAUGUUCAUCCGGGACCUGACGGUGUCGUGAGAGUAGCCACGGUAUAUACAAAUUCGGGUUUCAAAAGACGCGCUGUUCGAUUACUAUGUCCCUUACCUAUAGAAAAUGAUAGCACCCAUGGUCCGUGCUAA
Molecule: messenger RNA, 3174 nt
Organism: Macrosiphum euphorbiae (potato aphid)
Lineage: Eukaryota; Metazoa; Arthropoda; Insecta; Hemiptera; Aphididae
Source: the annotation of a GenBank genome assembly